AUGGCCACUCCUCAGGGCAGUUUCUCGGCGUAUGGCGCAUUUGAAGAAACUAGGCAUGGGUAUGACGCGGUCGGUCGAUCUACCAGAGCUCUGGGCUUUUGGGAAGAAGCAUACCAACACCAAGCUCGGCUGGUUCUGGCUUACAUCGUAGAGGCCUUUGCCAAGAUUGGAUGCGAUUUACGGAAUCUGCAAGCCGGUGAAGCUGUACCUCAAGUCAAGGGGCUUGACAAGUACAGCAAACUCAUAGCUCGACUCUAUGAGAUACUUGAAGACGGAGGCUUGAUAUUGCGCACAGAUGGAGGAUACAUUCGAACUGAAACCUCUAUCGAUCCUACCGACGCCGAAACGAUAUAUCUUCAGAUUGUCAAGCUUCAUCCUCAGCAUGCCGUUGUGAAUAAACUGAUCAGGAUUAUCGGAUCACAACUGGCAGCUUGCUUAACCGGUGAUGCCAACGGGCUGGAGAUUCUCUUCACCAAAAGGGAAAACAAGAAGCUACUCGACGAGAUGUACGAGUUUUGGCCUCUGCUUCGAGCGCCAACUCUUCUCCUUGGUAACUUUUUGGUCAAAGCAUUCUCUGAUGCACCAGGCAAAGGCAAAUUCCGUAUCCUUGAAGUGGGUGCGGGAACUGGAGGCACGACUCGACACCUCAUCGACCGCCUUCAGAAGCAAGGCAUUCAGUUUGAAUACGUCUUUACCGAUGUUUCACUUGCCCUCGUCGCCGCAGCCAAGCGCCAAUUCAAGAAUGUCAAAGGCAUGUCGUUUGAAGUUCUCGACAUUGAGAAGCCCCCCAAGCCAGAGUACGAAGGAGCAUUUCACUGUGUCGUUUCCACCAACUGCAUACACGCAACGAAGAACCUCGACAUCACCCUCCUUAAUCUCCGCAGAAUGAUUCGUAAAGAUGGUGCGUUGGCAUUGGUCGAGAUGACGCAGCGUUUACCUUGGCUGGACAUGGUCUUUGGCCUCUUUGAGGGUUGGUGGCUGUUUGAAGACGGUCGUACACAUGCUCUUAUGAACGAAAAGCAGUGGGAAGAUCGGAUGAAGCGAGUGGGGUUUGCAGAGGUUCUUUGGACAGAAGGUGAUGCGCCAGAAUCCAAGACUGUGCGCACGAUCGGAGCGUUUCUCACAAGCCCAAGUAGUGAAAAUGUCUGA
Messenger RNA from Trichoderma aggressivum f. europaeum, 1149 nucleotides. Its product is annotated as transcriptional regulator family: Helix-turn-helix. The coding region runs from base 1 to 1149 and encodes 382 amino acids. The transcript has a single exon. The record is from RefSeq and is a predicted model, not a curated record. NCBI's taxonomy places the organism in Eukaryota, Fungi, Ascomycota, Sordariomycetes, Hypocreales, Hypocreaceae.